Molecule: messenger RNA, 747 nt
Organism: Caenorhabditis briggsae
Lineage: Eukaryota; Metazoa; Nematoda; Chromadorea; Rhabditida; Rhabditidae
Exons: 1
Coding region: 1-747 (248 amino acids)
Source: RefSeq, a predicted model, not a curated record
AUGUCAUCUGACUUUGCCGAUUAUUCUAUUAAAAAUUAUUACUCCAUUCGAAAAAAUAAUCCAUUACUUCCUUCUUCAAUAAGAGCUUGUAUCAUAGGAAAAUCAGGAUGUGGUAAAACUAACUUGUUAAUGAAUUUACUUCUGGAUAAAUUUGAAGGAGAUGAUUAUUUAGACUAUGACAAUUUGUAUAUAUUUUCUACUACGUUGUUUCAGCCCUGUUAUCAAGCUCUUAUAAACGGUUUUGAAAAUGGGUUGAGUAAAAAGGAUAUUAGAGAAUGUUUUAAAAAUCAGAAUUUUAUGGUUGAGAAAAAAGAUAAACAAGAAAUAACCAUUCACACUUCAGACAGUUUAGUUGACAUUCCUGAUCCAAGUUCUAUUGAUCCUAAUAAAAAGACUUUAAUAAUAUUUGAUGACUUGAUGUUGGAGAAACAAAAUAAAAUAGAACAGUACUAUACUAGAGGUAGACAUAAUAACAUUGAUUGUUUUUACAUUUCUCAAAGCUAUAUUAAACUUCCUAAGAAUACUAUCAGAGAGAAUGCUAAUUUUUUUAUAAUCUUCGCUCAAGACAAAUUGAAUCUAGACUACAUUUACCGAGACCAUUGUAGUGAAAUUGACAAGAAAACGUUUCUAGAAUUGACUUCAGCUGUUUGGAAAGAAAAUUAUUGUUUUCUGACUAUAGAUAAAACAAGUGAUGUCGAUAGUGGAAAGUUUCGGAAGAUGCUGAAAUACUUUUAUAUUUUUCAUUGA